AUGGAGAAGGAAAAGACAGAAGAAACUGACGCUGGUAAAUCCGCCCUCACUGAACCAAAGUCUGAACCAGUCGAAACGACUCCUAACGAGGCACUGAACAGCAACGGAAACCCGCCGGAAAACGCCGCGGCAGUUGCUGGCAAAAGUGGACCCAAAACUAAACUAUCACCUAAAAAGACUCCAACAAAACGGAAACGACGAAAGGGGCCGAAAGAUGCAAAUGCACCGAAACAUCCAUUGACGGGAUACGUUCGGUACAUGAACGAGCAUAGGGAAGCGGUGCGACAGAAAAACCCCAAUCUAUCACAUGUGGAGUUGACAAAGCUGAUGGCCGAAGAAUGGUCCAAGUUGCCAGAAGAGAAGAAAAAACCAUACUUGGAAGCAGCGGAAGCAGACAAAGAGCGUUACUAUAAGGAGAUAUCGGAGUACAAGUUGACGGCCGUGGAGAAAGGGCAUGCGAAAUCGAAUGAGACACCACAAAUCGCAGUGGAAACACCGGCGGCGAACGUCACACCGGCGAUUUCAUACGUGAAUGGAAAUGCAGAACAGAAAGCGAUCCGCCGUGGCGAUUAUGAAAUACCCAUCUUUACGGACGACUUUCUCGAGCACAACCGACUGAUUGAUUCCGAGUUGCGUACGUUGCGUAAGUCCAACAUCGAUUACGAACAGCAGAACUCGGUGCUUGAAAAGCACGUGGAGAACAUGGAAAAUGGUAUUCAGAAGCUAGAAAGCGAGACCGGCACGCUUACUGCCCGGAACAAAGUGCUCGUGAACUACCUGCAAAAACUGCGCGCAACGCUCGCCAGUGCGCUUCAGGGACUGCCUCUGGGCGAGGAGAGUUCGGGUGCCACUUUGGAAAAUAUUGAUCAGUAUUUAGACAGCUUGCAUCAAAUGGCAGAUUCGAGCACGCAGGGCCACACGUUGAACAAAGCGAAGGAUAUUAUUCGAAAGCUGGAUCUGCAAAACCUUUCCCACUGAAAGGGUAAUUAGUAAGAUUCGCUGGAUACGAGAGAAUAAACAAUUCAGUUCAGUGGGACACAGUUUCGUCUAAUAAACACACA
Messenger RNA from Anopheles bellator, 1061 nucleotides. It is a transcript of the gene Hmg-2, whose product is annotated as high mobility group protein 20A. The record is from RefSeq and is a predicted model, not a curated record. Gene Ontology annotation, biological process: regulation of gene expression. Gene Ontology annotation, cellular component: nucleus. Lineage: Eukaryota; Metazoa; Arthropoda; Insecta; Diptera; Culicidae. Bases 1 to 978 code for a protein of 325 amino acids. The transcript has 2 exons.